Messenger RNA from Doryrhamphus excisus (bluestripe pipefish), 4298 nucleotides. The record is from RefSeq and is a predicted model, not a curated record. NCBI's taxonomy places the organism in Eukaryota, Metazoa, Chordata, Actinopteri, Syngnathiformes, Syngnathidae.
GUUUACCCCACACAGUCCAACGUUCUGAACCCAAAACACAACAGACGCUUUUCUGAAGUAAAAGCCCCACUUUCUAACAUGAUAAAUAAACCUUUUCUGAGAAUAAGAUAUACUCUUAAAUCGACGUAAAAUGACAACGAGUCUCGCUGUAGGCUAAUUAGCAAGGAUCUACGUCACUUCCGCUUUUUUAUUUUCGCCAUUUUGGAUGGGGGCACUUUCUCGGCUGGAUGUGUAUUGUCUGUCAAGAGAAGAAUGGGGCAAGGAGGCGCAGAGCGAGGGAGACCGGAGUAGUUGGAGUGUACACCGACCGACGGACGGCGGAUCUCUUUCUCCGUCAUUCACCGCAGCUCACCUGUACGGAUUUUAGCAACCAAACCGGAGGAAUAAGCAGCAGUGGAAGUGCUGGCGUUCCGUCUAGUUUGACGGCAGCCGUGGAUGUGGCCAGAAUGUUCCAGCUCCCCGUCAACAACCUGGGUAGUCUGCGCAAAGCUCGUAAAAAUGUCAAGAGGGUCCUGGGAGACAUUGGCCUGGAGUACUGCAAAGACCACCUCCAGGACUUUAAGGACUAUACGCCGCCAGAGGUGUACAUAAAGCACACCUCCUGGGAAGAUGUGUGUAUGUGGGAGCCAUCACACACCAAAGUCCAAGACUACCGCUCCAAACCUUUCUGCUGCUCCGGCUGCCUCUUCUCCUCCAAAUACUUCUCUGCAUAUAAGAGCCACUUUCGCAAUGUCCACAGCGAAGACUUCGAGAACAACAUCCUGCUCAACUGUCCCUACUGCACGUACAACGGCAACAAGAAGACGCUGGAGACACACAUCAAACUCUUCCACAUGCCCAGCAACACCGUGCGCCAGGCGGCCGGCAGCCUCGUGAUGAAGGACGGCCUCCUGAAGAGGCCAGGAGACAGCAUGGAGCAGGCGGUGUAUUACUGUAAGAAAUGCACCUACCGGGACCCUUUGUACAACGUGGUGCGGAAGCACAUCUACAGGGAACACUUCCAGCAGGUGGCGCAGCCUUACAUCGCAAAGCCAGGAGAGAAGGCCCAAAAUGGCGGCACCACCGGGAAACCAGAGGGUAGCAACACAAACAACGUGAACAGUCAUCAAAUCCACUGCAAGAAGUGUCUGUUUGUCCCCAGAACCUAUGAGGCACUUGUCCAACAUGUCAUCGAGGACCAUGAGAGGAUUGGCUACCAGGUGACAGCCAUGAUAGGCCACACCAGCGUGAUCGUUCCCCGUCCGAAACCCAUCCUCCUGAUACCCUCGAAAACCCAAGGAGACAAGACCAUCAUUGGGAUGGGUCCAAAGGGGGCCGUCAUGGCCACUCCCAGACCUUCAGCUUCCCAGCAACUGGCCCGAGUCGCCUCAGCAUCAAAGCCAACCUUCAGUCCUCAGAGUCUUCUCUCAGGCAUCAAACACGAGUCACUGGGCUUCAAGUCAGGGACCAACCAGCCUUUUUCAUUUGGAGGCCUACAGGGGAAGGUCAUUUUACCAGGGAACGCCCAGGUUUCUCAGCAGCCUCACUCGGCAAAGCAUCCAUUUUCCGGAGGCAGCCUGCGGAGUCCAGUGGUGGUCAGCGCCGUGUCAUCCCUCAAGUCCAGCCCCCUCGGGGCCCGGGUUCAGGCGGCGGCCGCCACUGUUGCCUCAGUUACAGCUAAGAAAGGUGCCUCCUCGGUCCUGGGCCCAUCGUUCACCCAGAAGUGGAAGAUCUGCACCAUUUGCAAUGAGCUCUUCCCAGAGAAUGUGUACAGUUCUCACUUUGAGAAGGAACACAAAGCGGAGAAGGUGCCCGCCGUGGCCAACUACAUCAUGAAGAUCCACAACUUCACCAGCAAGUGUCUCUACUGCAACCGCUACCUGCCCAGCGACACCUUGUUGAACCACAUGCUCAUUCACGGCCUGUCCUGCCCGCACUGCCGCGCCACCUUUAACGACGUGGAGAAGAUGGUGGCUCACAUGCGCCUGUCACACCCGGAUGAGGUGGUGGGCCCUCGCACAGACUCCCCGCUGACUUUCGACCUGACCCUGCAGCAGGGCAACCCAAAGAACGUUCAGCUCAUCGUGACUACCUACAACAUGAAAGAUGCCCCGGAGGAGUCGGUGGCCUUUCACGCCCAAAACCACACGGCCAUGCCGCCUUCACUGUCGUCCUCCUUGCUGUCCACUAAGAGGUUGCUAUCUCAGCACCCUUCCAAACCAACGGAUCCUAUCAAAAAUGUCCCAGCAGCCGCUGUACCCUACAAGAGGGACAUAGGAAAGACCCUCUGUCCCCUUUGCUUCUCCAUCCUUAAGGGUCCCAUCUCGGACUCCCUCGCUCACCACCUCAAGGAGAGGCAUCAAGUCAUCCAGACGGUACACCCGGUGGAAAAGAAGCUGACCUACAAGUGUAUUCACUGCCUGGGGGUGUACACCAGCAACAUGACGGCCUCCACCAUCACCUUGCAUCUUGUCCACUGUCGAGGCGUAGGAAAGUCUCACAACGGCCAAGAUAGGUCAGCUCACGCCUCCAGAAGCAGCCAGGCCAUCAAAAGGACCGGCUUCGACAGCACAGAUGCUAGUGCGCCAAAAAGGAGGCGGCGGGGCCCUCCUGGAGAGAGGGCGCACCCGAGAGAUAUGAACAUUCAGUUUGAGGAAAACCCGGACGAACCUGUCUCUCUAGCGCUCGACCCCAAGGGACUGGAAAACGAGUCGUACGAGUCGAGGAAGGCCUUCUUGACCCGCUACUUCAACCGGGCGCCGUACGCCACUCAGCGGGAGGUGGAGAAGCUGGCGGCUGCGCUCUGGCUGUGGAAGUCGGACGUCUCCGGCCACUUCGUCAACACUCGCAGGAAAUGUGCGCAGGAGUGCGAAAGCCUGCGCCCUGGCGUCCUGCUCGGGUUCAGCAUGGAGGAAGCGGGCCAGGUGAGCCACGAGCUGGCAUUAGAGGGGGGCGUGUUUGACGCCAGACCCAGCAAAAGGAGGACGUCCAGGAACCACUUGGGGCUUUCGGAACUAGCCCGUCAGAGACGGAAGGAGGCUACGGUGGGCGGUGGCAGCACCUCCUUAAAAGCCAAAUGUACCAACCAAACCAAGACAAUCAACUGCACCUUGCCGCUCACAACACCCCCCCUACCCUCCGAGCCCAUCGCCAUCGACUCGGACAGCGAGGACGAGCCCAGGCAAGCACUCUGUCUCCGUGGCAAUGUCCAACAUCCGAGUGCUGAGGAGAGAGCAGCGGAAGUUAAGAAGAUUUCUGAUGUAGAGGACAUGACGGACGAGGAGGAGGAUGAUGAGGAGGAUGAGGAAGAGGAGGAAGGUGAGAGCUUGGAGAAUGGCUUUGGGUCCACAGAAAGCUCAGGAGGACAGGUGCCCCUGCCCAUCAUCAUCCCCAAAUUCAUCCCCUCAUCCGCCAGGCGGGGCGGCAAGCAGCAGGUGUGACCUCUGACCUCUUUUGGACUGUACCAACACAUCUGCCUCACCUGGACUCCACAAGGACCACGUUUGUAAGCAGGAGCUCAGAACAAGCCAUCCAGUCACAAUGACGUGAGACCACAGCGGCGUACAAAGAGGACAAAACUAGCUAGCCUUGUCAUCUUCAUCUUCAUCUUGCUUGAUUCUUUUUGUCAUUUAAAGGAACUACCUAAAGUCUUCUUUCACCCCCCCAACCCCCACCCACGCCACCGGAUGGUAACCACCACACUGAAUUUUUUAACCUGUAUUUGUUGUGCAUCAACAAUAAAGUGCUGUCAUUGUUUCUUACUGAAAAAAGCACCAGAGAGAUCAGAGGACAGGUUCCAUCCAUUAUCGAUGUCGCUUAUCCUCACUAGGGACAGGACAAGUUACUUUUCUUUAUUUCUCGUAUUUUCGUAUCCACUUGACAGGACCACUGUUGGAAUAGGCGAUCAAUAAAUAGUUUAUUGGAAACAGCCCGCACAGCUUUCGGCUUUCACACCAACAUUUUAAAUCGCAACAGAGCUAGCUCAAGCUCUUCAUGCGCAACAUAUCAAUACCACAGAUGAGCAUCUUCAUUACCGCCACAACAAAAAUGCAUUGGUGGCAAAGGCUGUGGCUGGAGGCAACCUCCUGAUAUAGUAACCCCACAUGUGAGGUGUAAGUGUCCAGCAUUCUUUCGCUUUAUCUAGCUCUCCAUGUGCUUAAAAACAAAACACAAUGGCUGCAGUUAGACUGUAUUUAGAAUGUCAUAUAUAAAUGCAUAGUGUAAUAUUUGCAUGUGGCAAAUGUCAGCAUUUACUGAGAAAUAUUCAUCCAGCCUCCACUUCUUCAUCUGGAAGACAAAAUGGAGGGAAAGAGGAGUGU